UAAAUUCUAGUUAAUAUGGGCUGAAAGACAUUUCAUUCAAGGCUAUUAUGAGUUAUUCUUAGUUUCUGGUGUGAGGAGGAUGAUCUGGAACCCUCAAAUCUGAUGAAUAAUAUGGCACUUUAUAAGCUACUUCGGCAACAGCUCCCUUGCCGUGGGCCCAGAAUCCUCUUCCGUCGCUCGCUACUAAAACAGUCGGAGAGUGUUUCAAGUCUUCCGGAUCGAUUUCCAUUUGUUUGACGAUUCCUUCGUUGUCCUUGUCGGUGACAUCGAUCUCGUAGUAGUGGAAGUUGGGGUAUUUGUCCAGAACCAAUGAAGUAAUUUGCUCUCUUGUUUGAGAAGUCUUUCUGGCUGAAGCGUCUUGAUCGAAGAACAUGACAAUGUAGGUGCCUUUCAUUGUACCUUCCAUCCAAUCGAUAAGUUGUUCUCCUUUCCUAAGAGGAGGGUCUCCUCUCUUAGCAUUGACUGAGACAAGAAUUAAUGCGAUUAGUAAGACCAGGGUGACCUUCAUUUUGAAUUUUAUUAAUUAUAACUGCUGUAGAAAUAAUUAUUUUUAUCAUAGUCCUUAUUGCAAACACAGUGCUAAAAUAUUCUCUAGAACCUCUUUCUAAACUCUUUGUUUGGCCUUAAGUGGCCCUUUAUUCUCCAUAACUCGCCAUUGUUGCUCUCUUCCUCCUUUUAUGCACUAGCGACUUAAUGUGUUAUUAAACAGCUAGGGUAUUCUAGCUGAAAAGUAGUUAUUCUCUAUGGCAUAAAGGUCUGCUUCUUGAGCUAAUAAUGCCUAAACUCUCUUUAGAAUGAUAAAAGCUAAGAAGUUAAUUGCUCAAAUCUUGUUCUAUAAUAACUUCAUAAGCUUUGAGUGUUAUAAUACCCUAUUUGAGAAAUAGAGGCCCUCUUGGAAGGACUUGAUUCAGAGGUGGCAGAACAUCAGAAAGCCAGAUUCCAUUUUCU
Moneuplotes crassus is the source of this 948-nucleotide messenger RNA. The record is from the annotation of a GenBank genome assembly. NCBI's taxonomy places the organism in Eukaryota, Ciliophora, Spirotrichea, Euplotida, Euplotidae.